This is a messenger RNA of Anolis sagrei ordinatus, 2970 nucleotides long. RefSeq names its product platelet derived growth factor C (gene PDGFC). Gene Ontology annotation, biological process: positive regulation of phosphatidylinositol 3-kinase/protein kinase B signal transduction; positive regulation of cell population proliferation; positive regulation of cell migration. Gene Ontology annotation, cellular component: membrane. Gene Ontology annotation, molecular function: growth factor activity; platelet-derived growth factor receptor binding. NCBI's taxonomy places the organism in Eukaryota, Metazoa, Chordata, Lepidosauria, Squamata, Anolidae. The record is from RefSeq and is a predicted model, not a curated record.
CUCUUUUCUGCUCUACGGAGGUGGGAAGCAGCAGCACUGAGGUCAAGAGCUUGCUUGCUUGCUUGGCAUGCCCUUCUCCUCCUCCUCCUCCUCCUUUCUUCUCUCGCCAAGCUGAACUGAACCCAGGUGCUUUCGGAGCCUUGGCGUUUUCUUCUCCUCCUUUCUUGCUUUCUUUCUUUCCCUCCCUCCCUCCUUUCUCUCCUUUCCCCUCCCACCCACUUUUCUGCCUCUUCCCUCCCACUUCAAGUCAGGAGGCGAUGAAGGGGAAUGGCAGGAACACGUGAAGGAGCCGAGAGGGAGAAGGAGGCAAGCAGCCGCAGCGCCUCGAGCCCGGCUUGGGGCUGAACUGCACCCGGCGAGGGAAGUGGGGCAACUCAAGGAGGAGGAGAAGGCGGCGCUGGGGUGUUUUUUUCCCCCCUUCCUCCUUCAGUUUGGGUCUUUCUUCAGAGCUGACAGGUGCUUCUUCGAGCCCCCUUCCCAACUUUGGUCAGCGUUGCUCCGGAUUAUGCUCUAAACCCAAAAGGAAGGGGACAAAAAGGGAGGGAGAGUGAGACACCCGAGGGGGAAGAAACUUUUGGAUGGGAUUAUGUGGAAACUACUCUGCUGCUGCCACCGCGUCCUCCUCUCCGGCGGGGCAGCCUUUGUGGGCUGGUGGCGGGGCUGAAAACAAGAAGGGGAGGACUUCUUGAAGGGGGGGAGACAAGGCUCUCCGUGUGCUUGCUGCGUGGCUCGUGAGAAGGCUCCGACUCUCGCCCUCCCCACCCCGCCUUGCCCAAAUGCUCCUCUUCGGGCUCUUCUGGCUGACAUCUGCCCUGGCGGCGCAAGCCGAGCUGAACCUCAGCAGCAAGUUCCAGUUCUCCAGCGCCAAGGAGCAGAACGGAGUGCAAGAGCCACAACAUGAGAAGAUUAUUACAGUGUCUUCCAAUGGAAGUAUUCACAGCCCAAAGUUCCCAUAUACUUAUCCCCGCAACACAGUACUGGUGUGGCGAUUAGUAGCAGUGGAGGAGAAUAUGUUGAUACAGCUUACAUUUGAUGAACGGUUUGGGCUUGAGGACCCAGAAGAUGAUAUAUGCAAAUAUGACUUUGUAGAAGUUGAAGAGCCCAGUGAUGGCAGUAUUUUAGGACGGUGGUGUGGUUCUUCUGCUGUUCCAGGCAAACAGAUUUCCAAAGGGAACCAGAUCAGAAUCAGAUUUGUUUCUGAUGAAUAUCUUCCUUCUGAGCCUGGAUUCUGUAUCCAUUAUACACUUCUUACAUCACAUCAUACAGAGUCUGCCAAUCCAACCGUGCUACCACCAUCGGCUCUGCCAUUAGAAUUGUUAAACAAUGCUGUUGCUGGAUUUAGUACAGUGGAGGAACUUAUCAGGUACCUUGAACCAGAUAGAUGGCAACUAGAUUUGGAAGAUCUAUACAGACCAACAUGGCAGCUUCUUGGGAAAGCAUACAUUCAUGGGAGAAAAUCUAAAGUUGUAGAUUUGAACCUUCUGAGGGAGGAAGUACGAAUGUACAGCUGCACACCACGCAACUUCUCUGUGUCGCUACGUGAGGAGCUAAAGCGAACAGACACCAUCUUCUGGCCGCUUUGUCUGCUGGUUAAACGUUGUGGUGGAAAUUGUGCCUGCUGCCAGCAUUCCUGUACUGAGUGCCAAUGUGUCCCCACAAAGGUUACCAAAAAAUACCAUGAGGUCCUGCAACUGAAGCCGAGAAACGGAGUUAGAGGACUGCAUAAAUCUCUGACCGAUGUACCUUUGGACCACCAUGAGGAGUGUGACUGUGUAUGUAAAGGGCAUUCAGAAGGAUAAAAGGAACUAUAUGUACUUCUCCUUCUUUGCAGCACAUACAAAGAGUGGCUGAUGUUGUUCUGGGAUUGUGCAUUAAUUUCCUUCUGUAAUCUCAGUUGUUUGCUUUGAGAAUCUUUGGUCUUCAAGAUUUGACACUGCUGGGGCACACAGAAAGAAGAAACCAAGAUGGGAUUAUAUAUGCAAUGUAACAGGAAGGUUGCUUGAAGGCCCCCAAUCAGGAUGAAGAGAAGAAGGCAUCAAUGCGGGAUUGUUUUCCCCCUUCAAUAUAUAUAUAAAUAUAUAUAAUAUCAUCUCCCUCAAACAUCUUGUAUUUUAAAAGAUUGAAGUUUAGAAGUGUAGGGAAAAACAAUAGUAAAAAAAACCUUGGACUCAUUCCUGCAAAAUUUUGUUUGCAGGUUUUAUUUUGUUUCUCUUUGUCUGUUACUUCUGGCUUGUAUUCAGAAUAUCUGGAAUUUCUCUUAACUCAACUCACCAGCACCUGUAUAUUUUAAAUCAAAAGUGUUUUUAAUUGUCUUACAGACAGUCUUAUUCCGAUUUAAAUUUAAUUUGUCAUUGAUGCAAUAGAAAAUGAAAGACUUUCCAGUAAGGUUGCUGUUGUUUACUAAACAUUCAGUGGUCAGUAUAUGUGAACAAGGAAGAAAACAAACAACAUUCAAGGUGUGGCUCUUUUCUUGUUUUUAUGCCCUGCAAGUAUUUUUGUUUGUUUAUAAUUUUAUUGUGUACAUUUUUAUACUCUCUUUGACAGCAUAACUAUUUGCUUUUCUAAUCUUGUUAAAUAUAUCUAUUUUUACCAAAGGUAUUUAAUAUUCUUUUUUUAUUACAACGUAGAUAAAAUACUGUUUAGUUUUGUAAGACUUCGGAGUCAGAGAUAUAGAAUAGAGGAAGAAUUAACUGUUUCUAAAAGGCGAGAAUCUAAAUCGUGUAUCUGCACAUUAAAAAGGUAAACAAGGGACGUGAAAAUAUUACUCUGAAUUUCAUAAUUUUAUAACUAGCUUCACAAUGCUGGUGGAUGACAAAGGAACAUAGUGGCAGUCAAACCGUCCUCUUCAAAAAAAUAGUGCCUCAGUCCAGAUGAGGUCUGUGCACAGAAGCAGGCUUCAGCACAUUUAAAUAAGUUAAUAUAUAUUGGCUGUUACAUCAAGAAGCAUUGCCAUAAAUUUGGUAAUAAUCA